Molecule: messenger RNA, 2079 nt
Organism: Australozyma saopauloensis
Lineage: Eukaryota; Fungi; Ascomycota; Pichiomycetes; Serinales; Metschnikowiaceae
Exons: 1
Coding region: 1-2079 (692 amino acids)
Cellular component (GO): cytoplasm
Source: RefSeq, a predicted model, not a curated record
AUGGCUGACUCAGGCGACUCACGCAAAAAGCCCGACUAUGACAUCGACCCAAAUCAGCUCCGCCCACUCCAUAUAGCCAAACGUGGCGAGGCUGCAAAGCUGAAGCUGGCUGGUCUGAGUGAGUUCGUAUGUCGCCCUAUGAGACUUGGCCUGGGUGUGACAACAGCCCAAAAACGAUUAUCCAGUAGUGACAAGGCUAGUCUUCAUACAAUUGAUCGUACUAUUGAUAGUGUGAGUGACCGAUCUAGCGAAAUCUCUAUGCUGUCACGGCUGUCGAGGAAACUGGUUUCUUCUGCUCCAAACCCAGACCAAUUAUCGACCACAAAUUCCUCGCCGAUCCAGGUUAAGAACGUUGCAGCACCUUUGCUUCCCCGAAAAAUCUCCACUGAUCCUAGUGGGAUUCUCGAGAUGGUCUUUGCGAUAUGCUUAGUUGAUUUCCAUCAUGUCAGAGGUCCUGAGGUCCUGUGGUGGAGAUCCAACUAUCUACCGGAGCUCAAUUCUGAUCACAAGUUGUUUAGACACUUGCCAUUCCAGGCUUUGCCGGAUGGAUCACAUCUCUUCGAAGAAACGUUUUCGAACUUCAACCUAGUGUACGAUUUCCGAUCUCAGAGCUCACUUGAUGAUCGAAAGGACAUUGAUCAUUUUCAAGGCAACCCUAAUCAUUUGGAAACACUCUUUGGCUGUUCUUGUGUCCGCCAGAUUAAAACUACUGACAUGUCUCAAGAAGAGGUCGCCCGGAACAAGGAUAUCACUCGCUCGAUAGUGCAAAAGGCUGUUGUUGUAAUCACCAGAAAGCAGCCUAUUUUCACCAAAGUCAAGGAAAAAUUGUCAAUCAUAACACAGACUUUUUUUGAGCAAAAGGACUUCGAGGAUUUCGCCUUGUUGGACAGUCUUUUUGACAAUCUCAACGGAACUUUCAAACUAGGAGAAGACGAACAACCCUUGAGUAUCAAACGUCCUCAAACUCUGAGCUCACUGGAAGAUUUGCUUCGUGAGCAGCGCUACGAGGAGCAGGAAGAAUAUUUUGUUAAUCUCAAUCUCAGAGGAAUUUUAUUCCAAUUCAAAACAGACAUGCUUGUGAUCUUGAAAGCCUUAUUUUUGGAGAAGAAAGUGAUGGUGUAUUCCAGUAACGAUCUCGAGCUACUCACACAAUUUCAAAAUAAUAUGAUUGCACUCAUACCAAACUUACUCAAAAACCUUGACCUUUGCGGAAGUCCUUUAUGUGACUACAAGGAGAAACAUUCUCCUCUCUCAAAGCCAACAUCAUUGAAAACAAAUGACAGAAUGUCAAUGCUACGGUUUUUUGGUUUGCCCUUACAGAUAUUCAGCACCAAAGGAUCAUUUUGGAAUCCAUAUCUCCCCCUUCAGCAAAUUGAUGAGCUAGCUGCAGACUCUCUCAUGGUUGGAUGCUCAAAUUUAAUUAUUGCAAAUCAGCUGGAAACAUUUAAGAUCGAUGUUUUGGUAAAUUUGGAUGAUUCCACGGUCUCUCAUCCCGUAGGAAAGUCAGAGGACUUGAAACUCUCUAGUAUGGACAAAAAAUUCAUGUCUGUCUUGCUUUCCACAACUCAGCAAGAAGAUGGCUACAUUGGAAGUGAUGAUUAUAUCAGGUAUCAGUUUGAAGAUUAUAUUCGAAGCUUACUAUCCACGACUAAGCUCCAUAACUACACUGAAAAGUUCAGUUGUCUGCCUCCAGGUUUCGAUAUCGUCGAGAAUCCAAACCUAGGAAAUAUCAGAAAUUUUGGGUCGUCUUUUCACGAACUGUGGACUUCUACAAAAAAUUACGAGAUUUGGAAUGCCACUUGCGACGACAUGGUGUUCAAUUUCCACCUGCCAGUACACAUUGCAGCAGAGCUUCCGAACCAAGAUUCGAGCUAUCUAAGCGGAAUUAUUUCUACUUUUAAAAAGACGAGGGUUGUCAGCAAGCUGUCUGAGAAGACCUCGAGUUCUACCUCUCGUGGAAAGGAACCUCAAAAGUUCAUUUCCAAAGUGGCUGAUGAAUCCCAAGACAAUUCCUCAGAUCAGCAAGAAAAUGAAUCAUCUGAACCAAAAUCUUACUGGAAUUGGGGAUUCAAGAAGUAA